Messenger RNA from Danaus chrysippus (African queen), 1365 nucleotides. NCBI's taxonomy places the organism in Eukaryota, Metazoa, Arthropoda, Insecta, Lepidoptera, Nymphalidae. The record is from the annotation of a GenBank genome assembly.
AUGGGGGUGUUUAAAGCCCUGGUUCUACUGCAGUUAGUGUAUCUAAGCACAUGUAUGGAACAAUUAGACAUCAUAUAUGAAUGGAAUCAAUUAGAUUUCGAGUUUCCUUCGCCUGAGACUCGUCAGCAGGCCAUAGACAAUGGCAGCUUCAUACCGGAGAACAACAUACCGAUGGGCCUGGAGGUGUUCGGAGAUCGGCUGUUUAUAACAGUCCCACGCUGGAGAAACGGAGUUCCCGCCAGCUUGACAUAUGUCAACUUGAAAGACAACUCGACGAAGUCGCCUAAAUUGAUCCCGUAUCCAAAUUGGGAGGCUCAUAACUUCGUGGAUGGUAAACCUGCCAUCAUCUCUCCGUUCAGGGUGAGAGCUGACAGAUGCGGUCGUCUUUGGGUGUUAGAUAAUGGAAAAAUUGGCAGCCUCGAGACUAAUGUGACUAAAUUCACACCAUCUAUAUCCAUUUAUGAUCUGAAGACGGAUAAUCUAUUGAGGAAGUACGUCUUCCCUGAGGACCAAGUGAAGGAAGAAUCAGGGUUCGCGAACAUCGCUGUAGAAGAUAUAGAUUGUGAUAAAACCUAUGCUUACGCUGGAGACGUGGGGAAGGCAGGUAUCGUGGUAUAUUCGUGGGAGAAGAACGAUUCCUGGAGGAUCACUCAUCAUUUCUUCAAUCCUGAUCCUCUCGCCUGUGAUUUCAGUGUCAAAGGCUAUAACUUCAGCUGGACGGACGCCAUCUUCGGCAUCGGCAUAUCCGCGCCCAACGCUGACAAUUUCAGCACGAUAUACUUCCACCCAAUGGCUAGUAACAACGAGUUUUCCGUCUCUACUGAGUACUUGAGGAACAAGACGGUCGCUGAACAGAAUUUUGACGCCUUCAAAGUCCUUGGCAGUAGAGGACCGAAUGCACAAUCCAGUGCAUCUUUUGUAGACCCGAAGACUGGAGUAUUGUUCUAUUCUCUUGUAAAUCUGAACGCCGUAGCCUGCUGGAGAACUACCAACAAGGAAUACCUGAUGAAGAACCAAGGAAGAAUAUACAUGGAUGACAUCAAAAUGAUCUAUCCAACGGACAUUAAGGUUGAUUACGAUGAAAAUCUCUGGGUUUUAUCGAAUCGUAUGCCUAUAUGGAUGUACGCUAAACUGGACAGUAAUGAUACAAACUUUAGAGUUUUCUCAGCUCCUGUAUUAAAGGCUAUCAGUCAUACAGCUUGUGACGUCACUCCUAGAUCAGACAUCCUAGAUAAAUUCGUCAAUAAAGUGAAAAACGUCACCAAAAACAUAUCCUCCAAGUUGAACCCAAGCUCAAGCACGAUCGUGGCGCCAUCUUCAUUAAUAUCUCUUAUAGUUCUGACCGUAUUAAGUUUGUUCGUGUGA